UGAACACCACACAGGCAACUGACACACAUCUAGUACAAUAACAUAAUUAAAAAAAAAAGAAUAUAAAAAUAAUAUAUAUAUUAAAAAAUUAGAAAAGAAAAUCCAGAAAUACCUUUAACAUGAAACGAGUCCAUGUGGACAAUUACACACCAAAGUAUUACAGUGGCAAGUGGUCCUGGAAUUCGGAGAAGGAUUGUCUGGAGUUCGAACCCCAUAAUGAUCUUGAAGACGCAAGGGAGAGAUAUAUCACCACCAAUGGCUAUAAGUUCCUGCGCACCAUCGAUCAGGAGGAGGAGCUGAUCUUCCGGCAGGCAUAUGUCCGGGAUUCUGGUACAUAUGACUCCGACACCCUGGUGAUCAACGAUAUCCGCGAUUUGGUGCUCUUCCUGAUGCCCAGUGAUUUCCUCACCUACCGAUUCGUGGAGUUCAUGCACCGGCCGGCGGUCCAUCGGCUCAUCCACGCCCUGGUCAUCUACUUCGAGUACUUCCUUCGGAUGGUGGAGUUCGUCCUGGUGCGACGCGAUGAGCUGGCCGAUCAGAUCCAAAGUGAUCAGACGAUUGAGAUGAAGAAGACCUUCUCGAUUUACCUCAGUCAGUAUCGAUUACUGGUGGCCCGUAAUUACAGUGUGAUCCUGAAGGGCGAGGGUGAUAUGGCCAAUUACUAUCACCUGAAGGAGAUUGUAAAUAUUUCGGACACCAGUCGGGAUAAAAUCUUCCACGAGCAAUUUUUGGCCGUUAUGACCCAGAUCGUUUGGAUCUGCAUGCAUCGAAGGGCUUACAAUGUUAUUGAAAUGGAGAUGAAUCGGUUAUUUCGAUCCGACCACUUUGUGAUGACCCGACCGGAGUAUCUUAGCUUUACGCCAGCGGAGAGGAGUAUCCUGUAUGGAAGGAAUAACAAGAUCGUGAACUAUCGCACUCAAAUAUCACCUUUAAUUCAGGAACUGGAGCACGUGGCCGAGGAGGAUAUGCCCAUCCUGUGGAUCGGGGAGCGCAAGUAUCGGGGCAAUGAUCUCCGGAUUGCCGAGAUCGAACUGGAGUACAUUGUGCCGGGGCCACAGCUUCGAUUAAUUGACGUGUCCCACGGGAUUCUGGGUCAUCCGAAGGCGCUGUACAACACGAUCUUGGACUUGGAUUGGCCCACUGUUCGCUUCUCGAACUUCUCGUUGGGAUAUGAUCCCUACCACAUUAUGAGACAGCCUCACCUGGACAUUCCCAAGAUCGGUGCCUUGAAGGUGCGGAAGAUGAGCGAGCACUACGAGCACUUCUACAAGGUGUACCGCAUCUACGAGCCGCACAGCCUGCAGUUGCUGUACAAGUGGCUUAAGCGGGACAAGCUCGUCCAGUUCUAUCGCUCCGGAGGACUGCUGCUGACCAACGUGGUCUCUCGGUGCGAGAAGGAACUGGCCGAGAAGGUCCCCGUGACCAAGGUCGAUCAGGUCAUUUCCACCUACUUCAAGGUCAAGUCGAGGUUACGCAAGGGAUCGCCCUACGAGCCGGACAACAUCAGCAUCACGUCCUCGAGGAUCGGAGGCUUCAGCUCGCCUCGUCAGAAGAAAGCCACCACUCAGGAAUACUAUUUCGAUUGAUAUUUUCAUUUUUCAGGUGAAGUGUAUUUAAAAAAUUUUUGAAAUGCUUCAAAAUUGUAAUUUAGUGAACGAAAUAAAUAUAUGAUACUUUGAUUAA
Molecule: messenger RNA, 1683 nt
Organism: Drosophila ficusphila
Lineage: Eukaryota; Metazoa; Arthropoda; Insecta; Diptera; Drosophilidae
Product: protein phosphatase 1 regulatory subunit 36
Exons: 1
Coding region: 120-1586 (488 amino acids)
Biological process (GO): negative regulation of phosphatase activity
Molecular function (GO): phosphatase binding
Source: RefSeq, a predicted model, not a curated record